GUGUGAGUGGGAAAAGUGUGUGAGUGGGAAAAGUGUGUGAGUGGGAAAAGUGUGUGAGUGGGAAAAUCGUGUGAAACUGGUGGCUGCUCCUUCGGGCGCCAAAAGGGGCUAGAUCGUACAUGUUGCACCAGUUACCCGCCGUCCUCAACAGUAGCUGCAGGAAAAAAGCUGCAAGCGAAGAUUGGGGACUACUGUGCAGGCCGCCAAGUUCUCAUCCAUUGGUCAUUUCUGCUUGUCGAUAGGAUCAAUGGCUGCCUGCUACGAACCCCCCCUGCCCCGGAGCCGCACCCCUCAGGGUCCCCCAAGGCCCCAGCCCCAGGUCCCGUCCUGUGCCGCUCAUUCCUCGCAACCGCUGCUCAGCUGUCCGCUGUUCGGAGCGCCCGGUAUCCCAAAUCAGGGCCCAAGUCCACCCCCUGUACCCGUAGGUGGUAUUCGAUACUACCUCUCAUGGUUACAGAUAUUAUGCGAUCGAAGUUUUUCCAGGUCAUCGUGGGCGAUGGCAUCAAGGUGGUGGUCAGGCAGCCUUCUGGCAUUUCUAUUGUUAGCCCUCUUCUUCUUUGUUUUCGCCGUCCAAUGGGAGAGCCCCCCGACCGGGACCAUCACCCGGGUACCGGGCGGGCAGCAAAAGCCCCAGUUCGAGAGCACGCUAGCCCUGCCUGUGUCAUGGCGACGACCCUUUGCAGUACGAGCGCAUCAGAUGCGCUUCAGCGUUGUCGGCCUCCUCCCAACCUUCCUCCUGCUCAUCACCAUGCAGCCGCCCUUAGAUCUCGUUCAGCUGGGGCUGGUUGCGCCGCAUCGUGCCUUUGCAAUCGCUUGCUUCUCGAUUGGCCUGCCCGAGCGUCUGUUUAGCCGACUACGCCCGUCCGGCCAAAGUUCUGGAACUUCAAGGGCGGCGAGGCAAAAGAAAGACUGGUCGAGUUUGUUGUGUCCGUUCCUGUCGCCAGCGUCGAGGGUCCCUGUCGUCAGCGUCGGGUGCCCUAUCGUCUUCGCGUGUUCGCUUCCAGGGUGGCCGCCGACAUUUGCCGUGCUGGCAUGCGCCGGCAUCAUGCAUGCUGUGGAAGACCUGGGUAGUUAGUCUGUGGGCUAUGGCCCCCUGGAAGUGCGAGACGCCCGUCAUUCAGUUCGCCUGGUAAGGUCUUUCCUCCUCCUGCUGAGCGGCAAACACCCCGGCACAGCGCCAGUAGCGUUCCAGCCCGUAUCUCAACCACAAGCACGGGUUUUUUGGAAGAAGAUUAUGACUCGCAUUGCAUCCGGAUAGCCAUCGUCAUGCCGCAGAAGUCUGGUCUCUGGAGCUGCUUCAUAUACCAGUCCGUGAUCGAGGUGCUUGGCGC
This is a messenger RNA of Lasiosphaeria miniovina, 1331 nucleotides long. RefSeq lists its product as uncharacterized. The transcript is spliced from 2 exons. The record is from RefSeq and is a predicted model, not a curated record. The coding region runs from base 248 to 1075 and encodes 275 amino acids. NCBI's taxonomy places the organism in Eukaryota, Fungi, Ascomycota, Sordariomycetes, Sordariales, Lasiosphaeriaceae.